AUUGGGCAUCAGGCUCUGUAGGCCGGUAGACGCGAGGUUUUUUUUUGUUCGCAGUCAAUACACGGUGGUUCAGACGAAAUGCAAAAGAAACUGACAAAACACAUCGAAAUAGCUGAAGAUGUUCAAAAUAAGAAUUAUAGUUCAGUUACUGUUGAAGAUGCGUUGACCGUCACAGGUUUCGGCAAAUACAACUUCGGUUUACUCCUAGUCUGUAGUUUCACUCUGCAAGCUAUGGGGAUGGACCUGUUCGGUAUAAGUUUCGUAGUGGCCGCCGCUGUAUGCGACUUGGAAAUUACUAUGCAGCAAAGGGCAUUGCUAACAGCUGUGCCCUUGAUAGGUGUGGUAAUGGGUGCUCAGAUAUGGGGUUAUAUAUCGGAUACGAGAGGUAGACGUCUGACCCUAGUUCUAUCAAUGUCUGUUGGCUUCGUUUUUGCUGCAUUGAGCUGCCUAGCACCGGAGUGGAAGACCAUGGCAGCGCUUAAACUAAUCUCUUCAAUUUUCACUUCGACCAGUAAUUCCGGUUCUUACACUUUACUUGGCGAGAGCUGUUCGUCCCGUGCCCGGGGUCGCGCCAUGCUGCUCUGCACGUGUGCUCUUAUGUGCUCGCAAGCAUCAGCAGCUGUGCUGGCGUACCCAAUUCUUCCUAUGGAAUUUUCAUAUCCCAUUAAUUUCCUAAACAUCACAUUCCGUUCCUGGCGUCUUUUGAUCCUCGUCCUGGCAGUGCCAUGUGCGAUCACAGCUGGCCUGCUGCAGUUCUUCCACGAGAGCCCCAAGUUCCUGACCUCUCAGGGUCGAUACGAUGAAGCUCUGGUUGUGCUGAAGAAGAUUUACGCCUGUAAUACUGGAGAUAGAGCCGAAAAUUUUCCGGUCAAAAAACUCAUUCCGGACAACGAGGACCAGACUGCCGAAGCCCAGGAUUCGUUUCUCAAGUCCCUGUGGCAUCAAACCGUGUCGCUGUUCAAGCCUCCAUUGCUCAAGGAUACGAUGAGACUAUUCUAUUUGGUCAUUAUCAUUUAUAUGACUGGCAGCGGCUUCAUCCUUUGGCUCCCAUACGUCAUGAACAACCUCUUCUACGUGUUGAAAUCAACUGGUGGCGAUGGGAUGAACCUUUGCACCGUGAUCGGAUACCCGACUGAUACUUAUAUGAACUCUUCAAACAUUACGGACUUUACCGAAAUCUGUAACGACACAGUGGAAGACACCACGCUAUUCUCGGCCAUGACGUAUGGCGCCCUCGCUUCCUUCUCCAAUCUAGUCCUGUCAUUGACCUGCGGAUCUCGGAAAAGAUCAGCGAUGAUGUGUAUCCUCGCAAUGUCGGCCACGUCAGCUAUCCUCCUGAACGUCGUCAGGAUACCGUUGGCUGGCGGAAUAUUCUUCUUCUUCUUCAUUAUGUGCGCUCUCUCGAUGGGAUUGCUUAGUGUUUAUUUUGUGGAGCUUUAUCCAACAUCUUUAAGGGGUAUGGUGUCGUGUGUAUCGAUGAUGGUGGGCAGGUUGAGUGCGUUCCUAGGCGUCAACGCCAUCGGAGCUCUCCUGUCUUUUAACUGCGAGGCUACAUUUUACGGCUGGUCCGUGCUAUUAAUGAGCGCCAUCGUAAUAGCUUGGUUCCUGCCCCGAGAUAAGCAGCAUGACAAAUAACUGUUUCUCAACCUGGAUCCCUGAAGGACGAAGACAGAAAAAUCGGAUAUUAAGAUUUAAUAACCUAACUCUUUCUCUUCUACGCUGAUGCAAGGGGCAAUGUAAUUUGUUUUCACAACUGUGGGCUAGUGUAUUAAAUAUAUUUUUAUUGCAUAGAUGGUUGAACGAGCUCACAGCCCAUCUGGUUACCGGAGCCCAUAUACAUCUACAACGUAAAUGCCGCAAGCCACCUUGUGAUAUGAGUUCUAAGGUCUCAGUAUAGUUACGGCUGUCUCAACCUUCAAAAUCGAAACGCAUUACUGCUUCACGGUAAAAAUAGUCAGGGUGGUGGUACCUACCCGUGCGGACUCACAAGGGGUCAAUUUUGUGGGUUUCAUUUUCAUUACACGAACUUAUUCCUUCACCAUGGAAGUCAAUCGUGAACAUUUGUUAAAUACGUAUUUGAUUAGAAAAAUUGGUACCCGCCUGCGGGAUUCGAACACCGGUGCAUCGCUCAACACGAAUGCACCGGACGUCUUAUCCUUUAGACCACGACGACUUCUAAAGUACCCACAGCCACCUGAUUCUAGUUGGUACCGGAUCUUGUAGACAUCGCAACGUGAAUGCCACCACCCACCAUGGGAAAUUAAGUCGGUGUCUCAAUUGUAUCGUGAAGUUGCCACCUUCCACCACUACCACCCUUCAAAUUUUAGCCGCAGAAAUAGAUAGAAUUGCACCUACCCGCGUUUCUGCUUAAAAAGAGUUAAAUGCACUACACUUAUCGUGAUAGACAAAUAUUUAAUUGAUUCAAUUCAAACAAACAGCUAAGUUCAUAGGAAACCUACUUAGAACAGACCCCAUAGACCCUUGAGAGAUGUGGCUGAAGUCUCAAUUCAAUCAGAAUGAAAGUCAUUUCGUUUAAAACUAAAAGAACUGACCGUACCAAGGUAAUCAUGUGAUGAUCUAUUUCCGAGAAUCUCCCGUCAAAUAGAACUUAACAUUAGACAGAUGUGGCGAGGAACACAAUGGCACGAACGUACAAUAUGCAGCCCAGCUAAAGCCCUCUGAUUGCUUAAUCUGACGUUCGUCUUAUCCUUUAAUGGAGAUUAAGCCGCAUAAGUGUCCUUAGUUGUGUAUCUUCCAAGUUUAUUUUCCGAAAACUUUGACAAAAUACAUAAUAUAUCUCUCGCUGUUUCUAUCUAGUUGUCAUCUGUUAUUCACCAAACCGCCUUUGAAGCUGGUUUACAUGUGUAUAGAAAUUAUUGAGCUAUGUUUCUUUUGUAUGUAUUUUUAUUUUGUCGUGUCACGUUAAUCUGGAAUAUUCUAAUCCCUAGUGAUUUUGACGCCUCUCGCAUAAUAUGGAAGGUCUCUUAUUUAUCGAAAUUUGACAAUUUUAUAAAACUCGACUGAACGCAACCUCAUUACGUAUGACGUCAUUUGGGGCUAAAACCUGCUAACCAUCGCAUUUACACACUAAUUCAAAUUAUGGCUCAAUAAUAUUUAUAGAUGUGUUUGAAUUAUUGUUUUAAAUUUUAGAUUGUUUCGUGUGAUGUUCGGUGUAAUUAACAAACUAUGGAACUAAUUAAGUUAUUCAUAUAAAUAAAUAAAAACAUUGAUUGUGAAUCAGUCGGUCAGUUCUAAAACAGCUUAUUACCGUAUUUAGUACCUACUUCUUUUAGUUAGGUUUUUUAAUUAGCAAAUAAAUUGAGAGUACCUGAACGCUGUACUGAUAGAUAUAAGAAUCACUCAUACGUUUAAUGACUGCUAGAUUAUUUAACUAUGUAAUAAUUAUUAUAGAUUUUUAAAUAAAAUAUUUGAAAUGA
This is a messenger RNA of Bombyx mori (domestic silkworm), 3437 nucleotides long. RefSeq names its product synaptic vesicle glycoprotein 2B. Gene Ontology annotation, biological process: transmembrane transport. The record is from RefSeq and is a predicted model, not a curated record. The coding region runs from base 79 to 1635 and encodes 518 amino acids. The transcript is spliced from 11 exons. Gene Ontology annotation, molecular function: transmembrane transporter activity. Gene Ontology annotation, cellular component: membrane. Lineage: Eukaryota; Metazoa; Arthropoda; Insecta; Lepidoptera; Bombycidae.